AUGGCAGUUGCCGAUGACGACUUCGAGUUUUUGACCGAUGCGGACAGAGACUUCGUACGAACGCUCAGGCGGCGCUUUCAUGACGAGUUUGCUGCCCGAGAGGCUGAUGGCCGGGCGUAUCGCUGCUUCUUUGGGCCGAUUGCCCUGGCUCGUAUCCUCCGGGCGGUGGAUGGAGAUGUGGAGAAGGCUUGCGAGUGGUUUCAGGCUUUUCUCCAAACCAUCUCGGAGAAGGGUGUUGACGAUCUGAUACGAGACAUGACCUCUCGCUUCGAAGCAGCUGGCUCCGAAGCCAUUCGUGCCAGCAUGCUCCCUCACUACGACGCCGUCAAGGACUUCUACCACGCGGAGCUCCAGGCACCGCACCUCUCAUCCGACGGCGACAUCGUCAUGUACAUCCCGCUCAUUGACCACGACAAGAAUGGCAUCAUGGAGCACAUGGACUGGGAUCAAUGGGUCACAUACAGCAAGGCCAGCACGGUGCUUCAGUGCUUGGCGCUGGACUCCUUAAGCAGGUCCACCGGCCGCAUUGCGCGAAUCAUCUUGCUGUUUGAUGUGGAAGGCUGCUCUUUGGAGACAGUUGUGAAUCGAACGUUCCUGCGCGCUCACCGCCGAGAUGUCGUGGACAGCUUCCAACAGAAAAUCGCAGCUGAGAUAGUCGCCAAAGUCUAUGUGAUCAACCUGCCGUGGACGCUCGCAAACCUGUUCACGCUUUGUAAGACCUUCGUGCCAGCAAAGUUUCUGCAAAAAGUGAGGGUUAUGAGUGGCGACUCCCUUCGAGAUUCGUCCUUCGUAACGCAUUGCGGAGGGCCUGAGCAGCUUGCUGGCCUGUAUGAUUCGCGGAAAGGUUUGGCAGCGAACAGCAGCCAGAAGGCACACAAGCAGCUGCACUCACUCGAUCUCUGGCCUGAGAAGGAUGAGUUGGAGCUUGUUGCAAAGCUGCGCACAAAAUUCGCGGACGAGUUCGCGCAGCGCGCGCAGUCUGGACGUGAUUGGCCUUGCAUGUUUAGCGACUUGGCCUUGGCACGUGUCCUUCGCGGCAAUGAAGGCUACUUCUCCGAAUCUGUGAACUGGUUUCAAAACUUCCUUGAGAGGAUGGCUGAGUGCCACGUUGACGAUCUUGUGUCGAGCAUGACUGCUAAGCUGGAGGAAUCUGGUCAGGAACGCGGGUGCAUGUCGAUGCUUCCCCACGCCUCCGAGAUAGAGAGGCACUUUCGCUGCGUCUUCUCGGCCCCAAGGCUCACACCCUCCGGGGAUGUGAUCUGGUAUGUGCCGCUGGGGGACUUCAACCGAAUGUCUUUGGUCGAGGAGGUGGACUGGUCGCACUGGGUAGAGUUUUUACGUGCUAUGGUGGUCCUACGUGCUGUGGAGGCUCAGAAACUCAGUGAGGCACAAGGACGCAUGGCCAAGUGCAUCAUGAUCCUUGACCUGCACGGCAGCGGUACCAACGCCACGGGCUUUCCCAAGGUUGAGGAGUUCGAUGACCGAAACCAGGCCAACAUGAAGUUUAUGCGCCAGAUCAUCAUCGAAGUCCUUGGCCCAGUGUAUGUCCUCAAUGCUCCAUGGGUGGCCGUGAAGGCCUUCAACUGGUUCAAGGCACUGGUGCCAGAAAGGUUUUCUCAGAAGCUGACGCUCUUGGAUGGGGAUGGCACCUCAGACCCGGACUUCUUGGAGCUGGUCUCGGAGUCUCAGCUGAGGCACCUGCUCGCCACACGCGUCGGCCUCGUGUCCGGGGAGACGGAUUCCAACUCUGGAGAGACCCUCGUAGCCGCGGGCGACUGCUUCCAGAGAUGCCGCGAUCUGCGGUCUGGAGAGACGAUCACCUGGACCUUCUCGGUCAUUCCAGGAGACGGAGACGCAUGGCUUGGCGCCUCUGACAUUGAGUUCUCGGCAUCCUUGUGGCUUCACCCGGAGUUUGCUCAAGACGAGCAGCCGGAAGAGAGCCAGGUCGUGGACCCCACGAUGGUUCAAGCCUCGGAGGGUGAAAAGUCUGGCAGCUACACGGCCUCUCGGGACUGUGUCAUCACCCUUCGAUGGAGCAAUGAGCACAGUCGAUUGCGCUCAAAGUCGCUCCAGUACAGAAUCGACCUGUGA
Messenger RNA from Symbiodinium natans, 2091 nucleotides. NCBI's taxonomy places the organism in Eukaryota, Dinophyceae, Suessiales, Symbiodiniaceae. The record is from the annotation of a GenBank genome assembly.